This is a messenger RNA of Hippocampus zosterae (dwarf seahorse), 1792 nucleotides long. RefSeq names its product transmembrane protein 203 (gene tmem203). Gene Ontology annotation, biological process: intracellular calcium ion homeostasis. Gene Ontology annotation, cellular component: endoplasmic reticulum. The record is from RefSeq and is a predicted model, not a curated record. The transcript has 2 exons. The coding region runs from base 409 to 825 and encodes 138 amino acids. Lineage: Eukaryota; Metazoa; Chordata; Actinopteri; Syngnathiformes; Syngnathidae.
ACGGUGAGGACGAUGCUAAUAGCUUGUUAGCCUAGUGGAUUGUCGCUUUUCCUGUUGCGCUAAAUGGAAGGCAAAGUACUCGACUGCGAUUGAGGUACAGUGAUGUGCAGUCACAUCACACUAGAUUUCCAUACAUGUCAAUUCAUGAGCUUCAUGUAAGACGUGAUUGACUGUAUCAUCUCUGGCUACGUGUGGAGUGUUUCCUGAUAUUCAGAGACUGGGAACACUUGUCGCAUCAGGUUGGACUCAAAGAUGUAGUCAAAAGUGAAGUGUCUCUUUUAUGAGAUUCAUCAACUCCCUUGAUCAGACGCAUUUGACAAGUCUUAACUCCUCGUGGGUGGCUUCCACUCAGUGCUCCAGCUGUUGUCCAACAGUUCAUCUCUGACUGAACAUCCAGAUUCCCCCACCAUGUUGUUCUCUUUGCGUGAACUUGUCCAGUGGCUUGGCUUCGCCACCUUUGAACUCUUUCUGCAUUUACUAGCGUUGCUAGUCUUCAGUAUGCUGGUUGCCCUACGAGCUGACAUGUUCACCCCCAUGUUAAGCUGGUGGCUGGUGUUCGUCCCCCUGUUCGCCGCCGACGGUCUCAGCACCUACUUCACGGCCAUAGUAUCUAUCCGGCUUUACCAGGAAAACGAGAAGCGCCUGGCGGUGCUGCGGCUGCUUUGGGUGCUGACGGUACUGAGCCUGAAGCUGGUGUGUGAGGUGCUGCUGUGCCAGAAGCUGGCAGAGCAGGAGCAAGCCAGAGACCUUUGGUUCGGCCUCAUCGUCUCGCCACUGUUCAUCCUUUUGCAGCUGCUGAUGAUACGAGCAUGCCGAGUCAACUGAGGAGGUUGGAUGUUCUUUAACAUUGCAAGGAGCGCUUUUCAUCUGCUGUUGAGAAAUUGAAAACAUAACAAGGUUGUGUGUUCCAGUUUGGCACCUCCUGUUUUUUUUUGGGUGAACAUAUAGUACUUGUAUCAUGUUCCAUGGAUUGCACACUUUAAUUUUUCUUUUGUGUCCCUGUUUCUAAUUGAACCGAGCUGAACAAAGACUUUCGCUGUGUGUGGUUAUUAGAUGUACAAUACUUCAAAAUGUCUGCUGUAUUAUGGAAAAAUCCCUGCCUCUGUGUUUAAGGAAAGUUUGAUGUGUCCAUUCCAGCAACUUUUAAUAUGAAAGGCUCAAGAAUAGUCACGUUAUAAGAUGGGAAACAUUUGAUUGACUCCUGAAACUGAAAUGCCAAGAGGGCAAAAUGUAACUCUGCAAGCCAUCUUCAGGCUGGGAUUUCACCCAUACGUGAGUUAUUCAGUGUUUAUGGCGUGAGAUAUCUGUGUCACAUCAUAGUGCCUCUUCUUUGUGUAAUUUGUGAUAGACAAUAAGCUUUGAAGAAAAAAAAGUCGUGCUUCAAAACGCACACGUGCACACAACAGUGCGACUCAGUGGGAUCAGGAACACGGAAAGAGCAGUUGCACCAGAAAUGUUUCUGUUGGAAAAAUUGACAUGAGACCUUGUGACUCAAUUUGUACUUUUUUUGUCUGCUGCCCACAGGUUCACCCAAAUGAAAAGAAUGUAAACAGAGACAACUGUCUGGUUUUCUUUUUGUUCACUGCCCCCAACAUUCUGUGUUGAUUUCUCUUAUGUUGUUUUUUGUUUUGCAUGGAUUCAAAGCCUGAUUUGAAAGCAACUCGCUGUGUGCAAAAUGUACGUGUAAUGUAUAUGACAAUUUUGGGAAAGAACAUGACAAGAUAUUUAUGUUGUUUUGUUAUUACUCACAUUUAUCUGUAAAUAAGAUGUAAAUAAACCAAUAUUUAAUCUA